GAAUGUUUGCAUGCUGCUUUCCGAUACAAAGAGCCGCCUCCAAGUGGCUGGCUUUGAGCAAAGGAACCAGGCGAGGGUUCCCUGUCCCGAAGGGGCUCUCGGUCUAGGCAAAGGCACCCCCGUGUGAAGGAGAAGGUGCUGGGCUGAAGAGGGACUGGGGAGACACCUCUCUGACAGGCUGCAUGCCACCGGAGGCUCACAGUCUGAAAAGAAACACAAAGGGAGUCCCACAUCAGCAGGGCUGAGAAGGAUGCUGUGCUGAGCAGGCUCCCUCCCUGCUGAAGAUGAGAGCGAGAGCCAGCCACCACUUCAGAUGUUGGCAGCAGGAGUCCAUGCAAAAUGCAUGAUAUGGAAUCCACCGCUCUGAGUGGUGCAUCACAGCACGACUGCUGGGAUGGCCCCUGGUUUUGAUGACUCAAACAAGGCAAUGGGACAAAUUCUUGGAAAGGGAACGGAAUGGUGCCUAAACGUGGCAACAAAGUGGGACCUCCAUGUGCAGAGGCAGCAAGGCAGCUGGCUGGCCACUGUGGGAAACGGGAUGCUGGAACAGAGUCCAUUGACCUGAAGAAGCCCAUUGACAAGCGCAUCUACAAGGGGACGCAGCCCACUUGCCAUGACUUCAACCAGUUCACGGCGGCUUCAGAAAGCAUCUCACUGCUGGUUGGCUUCUCAGCUGGGCAGGUGCAGUACCUGGACCUCAUCAAGAAGGACACCAGCAAGCUCUUCAAUGAGGAGAGGCUGAUUGACAAGACCAAGGUGACCUUUGUGAAGUGGAUCCCUGAGACAGAGAGCCUCUUCCUGGCCUCCCACGCCAGCGGCCACCUGUACCUCUACAACGUGGAACACCCUUGUGGCUCCGCCUCGCCCCAGUACAACCUCCUUAAGCAAGGGGAGGGCUUCACUGUCUACACUUGCAAGAGCAAGAGUGCCCGCAACCCCUUGCUGAAGUGGGCGGUGGGUGAGGGGGCUCUGAACGAGUUUGCCUUCUCCCCCGAUGGCCGCUACCUGGCUUGUGUCAGCCAAGACGGCUGCCUGCGCGUCUUCCACUUUGACUCCAUGCUGCUGCAAGGGAUGAUGAAGAGUUACUUUGGGGGUCUGCUGUGCGUCUGCUGGAGCCCUGACGGGCGCUACAUCGUCACAGGUGGCGAGGACGACCUGGUGACGGUCUGGUCCUUUGCCGAGGGCCGGGUCAUCGCCAGGGGCCACGGCCACAAGUCGUGGGUCAACGCCGUGGCUUUUGACCCCUUCACCACCAGCACGGAGGACGACGAGAGCGGGGAGUUCAGCGGCAGCGACGAUGACCUCCAGGACUCGGCCCACUUUGGCAGGGUGCGGACCAGCAGCACCCUGUCCCACCUCUCCAAGCACAGCACCAAAAGCACCCCGUCGGUGACGUACCGCUUUGGCUCUGCCGGCCAGGACACCCAGUUCUGCCUUUGGGACCUGACGGAAGACGUCCUGUACCCUCACCACCCGCUCUCCCGGGCCCGAACACUCACAAACACCUUCAGUGCCAGCAUUCCCCCCUCGGGGAGCGGCGGGAGCAACCUGGCCGCCGAGUCAGGCGGAGGUGCCCUGCCCCGCUCGCUGUCGCGCUCCAACAGCCUGCCCCACCCAGCGGUCACCAGUGCCGCCAAGAGCCACCUGGCCGACGGCGCGGUGCCCUUCAGCAUCGGCAAGUUUGCCACCCUGACCUUGCAGGAGCGGAAGGAUAAGAACGCCGAGAAAGAGCACAAGCGCUACCACAGCCUGGGCAACAUCAGCAAGAGCAAUGACAAGCUGAACGUGGUGCCCAAGAGCAAGCCGGACACGGCCAAGGUCCUGGGCACGGCCCUGUGCCCCCGCAUCAACGAAGUCCCCCUCUUGGAGCCCCUGGUCUGCAAAAAGAUCGCCCACGAGAGGCUGACCGUCUUGCUCUUUCUGGAGGACUGCAUCAUUACCGCUUGCCAGGAGGGUCUCAUCUGCACAUGGGCCAGGCCAGGGAAAGCGACUCUGAACUCUCAGAAUGGCGGCUCUCCAAGUGGCACAGUAGUAUAACCCGGCGUUGACUCUCGGUCACUGGCUGAUCUCCUCGCAGGUAUCUCUGGCUCCUUGCCCUGCCAAGGAGGCCGCUUGGCCAAGACAGCGAAGCUCUCCACCUCCUUACUGUCUGCUGUAUGUACAGGUUGUUUCCUUCCUCCUCGCCUACGACACUAACUGUAUGCAAAGAGAGACACUAACAGAGUUAAUAUAUUGAGACCUUCUAUGUAGCACAGGAACCCUUUGCACUUCUCAGCUAUUUAAAGUAUUAAAUUAACAAACCACAUUUCAAGCCGAGAGCCUAGCACAGGCCGCUGGAGAGGCAGAUUUUGCACAAGGGUGAACUGGGCCGACCUCCCCGCUCCCAUCCCCCCUCCCCAGGAUAGGGGUUCCAAGCUGCCUUUCAGCUGUGCUGCCCUGCACUUGACCACGCCUGUCUGGAGUUUCUUCUGCCCCAGCUCAGCUUCUGGAAGAAAGCAGAAGCAAUCCAUUUUUUGCACAGGGAAAAUCAUACACACACACACACACACACACACACACACAUACACACACACCCCAGUUCACAAAGGAAGGAACCCUGUCUCUUGCCCGCCCCCGCCCCCCACUUCCCUUAUUUUUAAACUGUAUUUCAGUUUAAUUUUUGUCUGUAUGUUGCACAAGCUUCCCCAAUUCUUCUGCUGACUUGAGGGGACAGAAACACACCCCUGCCCAGCAGGGAGUCUUUCCAGCCUCCAGCAGCACACACGAGCCACGCCGCGCAGCCAACUGGUUCUCCAGCGAGAGAGUGCUCAGCGCUCCAGAUCCAACAUGACACUGCCCGGGAGUUCCUACCAUCCUCAUUUGCCGACAUCGUUUCUCAGCAUUGGGCCCCAGGAAGCUGUCCCUCUGCUUUGCUCUGCUUUCCGCCUCCUCAAGUCAUCCAAAUACUUCUCUCCAGUUCUCUAAGAAACGAAACGGACUCUUCUCUGAACUGGCUGGUCCUUGAACCUGAAGGCAGUUUGCAGGCAACUGUCCCUCUGGUUCCCCACCGCUUUCUCCCAGGGGUCUGCCUCUUGCCUGGAGCUGCCGGCGGCAUUGUGGCCUCCACAGCCCUGGUUAGAUUUCCCUGUCCUCUUUCCUUUGUUUCUCCCCUCCAGGUCAGACAUAGGCAUGUGCUCCGUCUGUCUGACACAUCCAUGCAAAUAUUAGAUAGCCAGCUAGCCUUGAGCCUGGGUUGCCAGCCCUGGACUGGAAGAAUGAAAUCGGUUGGCCAUUUCUGCCGCUUGUGAACAAAACUUGUAAAGUUUUGAACCCUUGGUUUUGAAGAAACCUUCACGGGUUGAGCUACAGGAACAGCGGCUGGCCCCUUUUCAAUAUAGGCUUCAGAUGGACCCUUCACAGUAAGUAAAACCAGCUGUCGCCAUGGGAUACUGGGGCAGAAUCGCCAGCGUGGCUGCAGAGCUCAUCUGCCCAAGACAGAUGGUUGCCUGCAUUGCUCAGCUUGGGCUCAGUGGCUUUCCUCUCAUGGAUGUGGCUAGUGGUUGCUGCGAGCAGGAAAUGAGGUUCUUAGGAUUGGACACCGUCUAUAUUCGCCAGCAGAGCUUGGACUCCGUGACAUAGAAGAGCCACUUCUGCAUCUUGGUGGCCUGGCCUGGCCGUGGGGAGCCUCCUGAGUCCAUUUCUUAGGUCUGGUCUGGUCAGGUUUGGGCUGUCAUGGACUCCGCUUUGACGACGAAGCCUUCAGAAGCUGAUUUCCGUAGAAAUCGACACAGGGGUCCAGCAGAGUAUCAGUCAUAGGUGACUUUAAUCCAGUAGACGGCCAUUUUACGACCCAAUGUCCCUAUUGGUUUCAAGGGCAGUUUUAAAAGCUGUGAAAACACAAAAUACAGGAGUUGCAUCAGCUCAGUGGGCAAAGAGUGGUUGGUUUGAGUAGGAUUGACAACCGCCAACAAGCUUUUGAGAGGAGCCCUUGACUUCUGCUUUUACUUCUGCUUCUGCAUAUGCUCACCCCGAGGAAAUGCCUCUGCUUGACAGCAGUGGUAGCGAAGAGCAGUUUUGUCUCAGGUGCAGGGUGGGGCGUGCGGAGAGGCCCGGCUGGGCCACGUGGUCACACUGGCCAUUCCAUUCCUCCCUGUGGGAUCUGUGUCCGGCUGCCAUUUCUUGCCUCGGCGACCCUUUAUUUGGGGCUGGAGGGGAAAGAGCGUGGCUUGACAGGUACACGAAACAUUUCGGCGGCAGCAGCCCUGAGACAUCCCCUCUUGCCCUCCCCUAGUUGGUGUCUUCCCCAAGGCUGUUGAGGGAAGGAGAUCCACGCCCCCAGGGGACUCAGCUGAGCAGCUGCCCGUUGGCUGCCUUGAGGCCUGAGAGCACCCUGUGAGUUUAGCACCCAUUCUGGAGCAAAGCUGGGGGUUUGGGGAGACCAACCGUGGGCUGAGCUGGGACGACUGGACUCUUCUGGAGGUUGCCUGCAGCGGCGAAUGUCGAAAGCAGGAAGGCUCUCUGGGCUCAGCCGCUGGGUUCAGAAGGCCCCCUCCCUUGAAACGAGAAGCUCUUCCCCGGCAUCCCAGGUGCAUUUGUAGGCCGGCGCUUUUGGCAGUGGUUUGGGGGAGUGGACCCCCGGUGUGCUCAUCAGUGGUGGCGGCGGCGGCAGCGGCGGCAGCAACGCCACAUGAUGGGGGCUUGAGCCCUGGCAUUACCGGAACUUGGUUGUGGCAAGUCCCACUCAGACAAAGCUGUGAGCGCCUGGGCUCCUCACAAGUCUCCAUCUUUCCUUCUCCGCCAAGCCUCUGAGAGACAAGACUCUGACACCUGGGACCCAUCUGUGUGUCUCCUCCAUCUCCCGCUUCUCAUCAUGCAGAAUUUGGCCCCGCUGCCAGAGAGACCCUCCCCCACUGGGGUGUAUCAGCGCCUCUCGCAGAGGUGGACUUAACACCAUGGGACUGCUCCCUUCCCCCAGGAAAAAAAGCCAUACUGGGUCCAGACCCACUGAACACAGCUUGCGUCUGCUUCAUCCCAGUCUGGCAAGAGCAACCAGGGGAGCAAGGGAGGAACUGGCUUCGUUUCAGCUCUGCUCGGAUCCUUUGUGACGGGACUCCAGCACCUCGGAGAACAGUAUUGGAUUUUGCUCUGUGCAUCUCACACACACACACCCACCCCGCUCCUGCCCUCACCCCAAUGCAUGUCGCCCUCGCACUCCCUGCGGCCUAUGCCUGCCAGCUGGUGUCUGGCAGCCUGACACCCCCCACUGUCUCCCCAAGUCUGCAGAACACCAUGCCUGGAAGCUGCCGGUGCGCCUCCCCCCCUGCCCCCCCGUGCCUUCGUCACUUUACUACCUGCUCUAAACAUUUGUUACUGUUGUGUCCAAAAAGUGUUUAAAUUAUAGAAUUGUGAACUCUUAUUUAUACUAAAGAGACUGUUUUCACACCCCA
Hemicordylus capensis (graceful crag lizard) is the source of this 5426-nucleotide messenger RNA. It is a transcript of the gene DMWD, whose product is annotated as DM1 locus, WD repeat containing. Gene Ontology annotation, molecular function: protein binding. The coding region runs from base 457 to 2037 and encodes 526 amino acids. The record is from RefSeq and is a predicted model, not a curated record. NCBI's taxonomy places the organism in Eukaryota, Metazoa, Chordata, Lepidosauria, Squamata, Cordylidae. The transcript is spliced from 4 exons.